Nerophis lumbriciformis (worm pipefish) is the source of this 2929-nucleotide messenger RNA. It is a transcript of the gene inpp4b, whose product is annotated as inositol polyphosphate-4-phosphatase type II B. Gene Ontology annotation, molecular function: phosphatidylinositol-3,4-bisphosphate 4-phosphatase activity. The record is from RefSeq and is a predicted model, not a curated record. Lineage: Eukaryota; Metazoa; Chordata; Actinopteri; Syngnathiformes; Syngnathidae. Gene Ontology annotation, cellular component: cytoplasm.
ACAUCCGGGGCGUAGAUGCACCACGGCCUGCUGAGGAGGGCCCACGUGGUGUUGGAGGUUCUAACCAGAGGUGUUUGCUUACCCAAGAUGCCUCGUGUGGAUUUCUGCCUUGCGUGCAGGGACCUGGUGUCGUCUGACCUGGGUGGGAAGCCCAACACAGUGGUCCAGGUGUCUGUGGUGGACCCUCGCAAGCAUCAGCUGGUCUUUAGCGCCUGCACAGAGAUGGUGGAGGCAAACAAAGACCCGUGCUUUCUAUCGGGGGUGACCUUCCCCUCCGACGGUCCCGCCGCCCCGGAGACAGUCGUCAAGUUAACUGUGUAUGAUGCCAGGGACAAGAGCCACGAAGCAAGCAGCUUCCUGGGCACCGCCGCCUUUUCCGUAAGCGAUCUGCUUCGAGCCAAAGAUGAACGACUGACCUUGCUUCUCAGGUCAUCGGAUGGUGGCUGCGGCGCCGGAACUGUGGUGGUGAGUCGUCUGAAGAUGGGGGAGAUGGAGGAGGCGGAGCACAUCACCACCGACGUACCGUCCCAGAAGUGUCCCUUGGUUUGUGAUCCCACAUCCCACGGCAGCACCGAGAGAGACCGCCUGCUGACAGGACCAGUCUUCACCAACCCGGUAUGCAAAGUCUACAGGUUCCAAACGGUGGACAACAAGUGGAUGCUGGUGCGCGAACAAAUGGAGGAGUGCACCUUGUCCUUCAGCAUCCCCAAGCAGCUGCUCCGGCUCUACAUGCAGGAGGACAUGAGCAGGGUUCAGGACCUGAAGGAGCUGGGAGAACUGUCUCCUCACUGGGACAACCUGCGCAAGGAGGUGAUCACACGAUACGCCGGCAUCAUCAGCUCCUACCAGGAGACCUUGGCUGAAAUGGAAAAGAUUACCGGACCGUCCUUCAAGCCAAGUUGCUGCAAAGCCCAGAAGUCUCUGGAGUUCGUCCCAAUAAACCUGCACACGCAGAGGAUGAGGGUGACGUGUCCCAGAAAGACAGACGCUUCUUACGACAUCGUCACGGUGGGCGCUCCCGCCGCACACUUCCAGGGCUUUAAGGGUGGCGGUCUGCAACGUCUCCUCAACAGGCAUGAAUCCGAGAAGAAAAGCUUCAGCACCGCCUACCAGUGUAUCUACUACUCCCCAGAGCACACGGCCAAAGCUCAGGAGGUCCUGAGCAGCGUCAGCCUCCUGCAGCCGCUCAUCACGAGCUUAGCGGACCAACUCCUCCAAGCUGCUCAUGAGCGAUCCUCGCCUGGACUCAGGGAGGCGCUCAAGAACCUCUCUGACAAGACCGAGCAAUUUGUCCACACCCUCAAGGACGAGCUGGUGAAGUCCGCUCUGCUGGCGCUGCACGCCGCCCAGCCGGGGUACGUGUCCAAGAACCAGAAGACCCCGCGUCACGAACAAAGCCCCGCCCGGACGCCCGCUGACAAGACGACGACGUGUAACAACGUGGAUGACUCCAUCCCGCACCACAAGGAGUUCGACGAGGAGGAAUGGGACAGAGUUUGGGCCAGCGUGGCCAAAUGUCUCAACUGUGUCAUCGCCGUGGUGGACAAGCUGGCCGAGGAAGACGACCACAACAACGAGCAGGAGCGCGUCGCCGAGCAACAACUCGCUGACGUCAUUACCUCACACAACCCCGGUGACUGGCGGGAGCAGCUGUGCCCCCUGGUGGCUCGGUUGAAGGAGUGCGUGACGGAGGUGGUGGACAAAGCCAAGAGGGCCGUGACUUUUGUUCUCCUGCAGGAGGCGGCCUGCAGCAUUCCACAGGGCUUCCUUCUGCAGCAGAGGAGGGACGUGGUCUUCAGUCAGGCUCUGGCAGUGUUGGCGUGUGGUUUCGUCAUGCGCCUGUAUGCAGGAAUGCAGGACAAAGGUUUUCUGAAGCAGCUGCACCUUGUUGGCCUGGUGGCCCAGUUUGAGAGUCUGCUCAGCACUUACAGCGAGGAAAUCGGGAUGCUGGAGGACAUGGAGGUGGGCAUCUCGGACCUCCAGAGGGUCGUCUUCAAGAUUACCGAGGCCAAGACGGGCGAGCUGGGCGACAUUCAGCCUGUCGUGCGAGGCAGACGGGACCACUUCACGGUGGAGGUCCCGCUGCCGGGCCCGGCCUUCCAGAACAUGCCGGAGGAAAUCAAGGAGGGCAAACUUCUGCGAGUGUUCCCGGUGCUUUUUAACGUGGGCAUCAACGAGCAGCAGACGUUAGCGGAGAGGUUUGGUGACAUUUCCCUUCAAGAGAGAAUAAACCAGAAGAACUUUGAGAUGCUAGAGUUUUAUUAUAAGUCGUUAAGUGAAAAGGUGCCACAUGAAUGUCUACCAUGUUUCCAAAGCCAGACGGAAAUAAAGGAAUUACUUGAAACCCUGGGCCAGAAUGUAGUCACGAAGCGGAGGAAGAAUGUGGAGAUUCUGUGGAUCGCUUCUGCGAUCUGCCGAAGGCUGAACGGCAUCAGGUUCACCAGCUGCAAAAGUGCCAAAGAUCGGACGUCCAUGUCGGUCACGUUGGAGCAGUGCGCCCUCCUGCGUGACGAACACCAGCUCAGCAAGGACUUCUUCAUGCGAGCGCUGGACUGCAUGCGGAGAGAAGGGUGUCGCAUGGAGAACGUGGAAAAGAACAUUGGUUGCAGGAAGUACGCCUUCAAUAUGUUGCAGCUGAUGGCCUUCCCCAAGUGCUACCGGCCGCCCGAGGGUUCUUACGGCAAAGUCGACACGUGAGGAAAAUAAGUCCCUCGCCGAGGAAGAGCUUAUUGUUUGUUGUGACUGUCGCCACGGUUACGCCGGCACAAGCAUGUCAGGGGGAGGCUGAAGGUACCGAGCAGACGUACACCUUGUUCAUAAGUGCAGCUAACACUUCAUUUCUUAAUACUGUAUAACAAAUAGGCAUAUUUAUUUUUAUACACACUGAAUACAAUGUUGCAUUCACUGUACAAGAAUGAUGCAAAUGUAU